This is a messenger RNA of Histoplasma mississippiense, 297 nucleotides long. RefSeq lists its product with no specific name. The record is from RefSeq and is a predicted model, not a curated record. The transcript has a single exon. NCBI's taxonomy places the organism in Eukaryota, Fungi, Ascomycota, Eurotiomycetes, Onygenales, Ajellomycetaceae. Bases 1 to 297 code for a protein of 98 amino acids.
AUGCAGAGCAUGCAUGAGAAUAUGACAGCUUCUGAGGCUGCCAAAAAGGAUGAACAGACUUGUAAGAAGGAUGCCAAGUUGCAACACACCAUUCUUAAGGAACAGAAGGAGGCAGAUAUCAUGAAGCAGAGGAUGGAGCGGGAGGCUGCUCGCCAGGCUGCAAAGCAGCAAAAGGAGAUGGAUAAGGCUGCAAGAGCCGCUCAACGGCAGAUUGACAAGGAGCUUAGAGAUGCAAGAAAGGCCCAAGAGCAAAAGAGAAGGAAGAACAAGCUGCUAUACAGCAGCAAUCACGAUUGA